Erpetoichthys calabaricus (reedfish) is the source of this 3999-nucleotide messenger RNA. RefSeq names its product F-box and WD repeat domain containing 10 (gene fbxw10). Gene Ontology annotation, molecular function: protein binding. The record is from RefSeq and is a predicted model, not a curated record. The transcript is spliced from 15 exons. Lineage: Eukaryota; Metazoa; Chordata; Cladistia; Polypteriformes; Polypteridae. The coding region runs from base 276 to 3869 and encodes 1197 amino acids.
CGAAACACUGCGCGAGGUAAAGCUGACGCGCCAGUGGGACAGCGCGAGAGGAUCACUGCUCGGAGCUGGGCAUUCGGCGAGCGGCUCUAAACGGAUCCCACCGGAGUGGGAAUGAAAAACGAAAUGUUGUGACCACGCAAGGGGGCUGGAAGCGGCGAGACAAAUAAAGAAAAAGGUGGGCCGACAGGAAAAGAGAGAGAAGAAGAGAUUUACCAACGCACAAGCAGCUGCAGGGGACGCACAAAUGUCAGCUAUCACACUCCGGUUGUUUUAAAAUGAAGGACGUAAUAGUGGAUGACAACUACCAUUUAGUAGACUCCGAGGAGCAACCAAGGUGUCCCGACGGGUUUUGCGGGACUUGUGAAAAAUGUCUUUUAAAGCAAAAACUAUCUGCAACUUCCGAAUGGUUUCUGCGAGCCAGUGAAGUGUCAAAAAGGAAGUUUCUGACAGGCAUCAUUUGGAGAUGUCAGCCUCGAAAGCUUCUUGAAAAAACGAGCGAGGUCCUGCAGGUGACUCUGGGCAAAGAUUUUACUUAUUCGAGGUCCCGAAUUAACCCUGGUCUUCCGGGAGACAGGGGGACAUUUGGCUCGGAUCGGGCGCUGGACCCCAACGUGCUUCGGAAAGAAAUUCUUCAAACAUGGGAUUGGUUUGUACAGAGCACUUCCUGGACGAAGUGCAACUACAUUUUGGGGCUGCUGCUACAGUGCGAGGUUCAACUGCUGCACGUCAUUGGGAACCUCGUGCGACUCCUGCUGGCCAGAGAACGGUUCGCGGAACGCAGGCUAAAAUCCGGCACCUGUGUGGAAGAUCUUGAAAAUGAGUCCUCCACCAUUCCUGAAUCUUUCAAUUCCAGUGAACAUCCAGAACUUGAGCUGCUGAUCCAAGCGUGUCCUACCUAUGGACGCAUUCCGGCUAACACCUUCCCAGAAGGCCUGGGUGUCCGUGAGUCUCAGAUGAGCAGAGAUACAUGGGUGGAAGGUUGUGAUGAUGAGGGCCUCUCCGUCGCUGAUCUCUGCAUGUCAGAUGAACAGCCUGAACCUGAACUACAGAUCGAGACGUGUCCCCGUGCUGAGGCCAUGCCGGCAGAUGACACUGCGGAGGAGCAGAGCUGCCAGCCUCCCAAAGGCCAGAGUGAGACAUCAAACGCCAGAGAAACAACAUCCUUCAGGGCAGCUGCAGAGCAGGAGAAUGGACGCUUUGCGGUCAACGGCAGCUUGGCUCAGCAGUAUACCUUCCUUGGAGACAGUAGUGACAGCGUCUCCUCAUUAUCGGAUGAACCUGCCAUUUUGGUGGUGCCCACCUCUUUCCAGUCCAGGUCAGGGGUCAGUCGCUAUCGAGACUUCAUACGCUGCCUGCCUGUGCACCUAGCCAAGUGCAUUCUAGGUUAUCUGAAUAAACAAUCACUGUCAAAAUGCCUGCAUGUUUCCCGACAUUGGCGCUGGCUGACUGAAGAAGUCAUGAAGGAGCUGCUUGUUCGUCGAAUGGUUCAGAACCAAGUGAUGAUCCUUCAGGGAACGUCGCCAAAAGGAGUCAGUCCUGUCUAUGCUAAAAUGUGCCAGAUUACAGUGCCACAGACCGGGCCUGAUGAAGAGCUCAUUCCUUUAUCAAAAGAGGAAUUUGCUCUACAACCAAAGGGUGCAGGAGUUCAAGGGGCUUAUUGUGGGUUGAAAACAGAGCUGAUCGAUGCUGAAGAAAGGAAUGUUUACUGUGGAUCCUACAAUGUGCUUAUGCUGAAAGACCAUGAUGAUGCCAGCAGGAUUAUUGACUUUAGUGGUGGAAAACUGGUGGCCUUUGGCUCCAAAGAGAGGCAGGUGAGGUUCUUGGACAUCACCAGUGCCAAGGAAGUCCCUCCUCUGAUUCGGGGGCAUGCUGGGAGCAUCAGGGCCCUACUGCUAUGUGAACAACGAGGACUUGUGUUCAGUGGGAGUUACGAUCUGAGCAUCAGAUGCUGGAGCCUGGCCAAUGGGAGCUGCUUGAAGAUCUUUCGUGGCCACAUGGGAACAAUUCACUGUUUAGAUCUGUGUGGGAACAGACUGGUAUCAGGAGCUAAAGACUGCAGGGUCAAAAUAUGGAACUUGGAGACGGGCAAAAGCAACCGUAAGAUGAAGUUUAAGCAUCAGGAUCCAAUUCGGUGCGUGAAAAUAGAUGAAACCCACGUGGUCAGCGCCUGCAAACGGGGUCAGAUCAAAGUCUGGCACAUGGAGACGGCCACCUUGGUCAAGGUGAUGGAUGGCCAUCGAGGUGCAGUUACGUGCCUUCACUUUGACAAGUGGCAUAUUCUCUCUGGAGGGGAAGAUGGGUACAUCAUGUCCUGGAGCACACACCCCAAAUAUAAGAAGUCUCUGAUGACCUUCAGGCAUCCAAAGGAGGUGCUGUGCUUGGCAUUCCAGUAUCUGCGGGUGAUCAGUGGCUGUGAGGAUGGCAAGAUUCGGGUCUUCAGUUUCCUGACAGGUGAAUGCCUGCGGGUCAUCCGAGCCAACAGCAGGUCCAGCCCAGUCCUCUCCUUCAUCGCUGACGAGAACAGGCUCAUGAUAAAUACCAAGGCCAACAUCCUCCUGUUUCAAUUUGCCCCGGUAGCUUGGGACUACACCCUGAAGUCGGUGCGAGAGCUGGACUCAGCCGGGUUUCUUGAGGAAGACUGGCUAAAGACAGUGUUUCUGAAAAAGCACCCAUACCCGUAUGUUCGCGCCCAGCGUAUGAGAAGAGUGGGCACCGCCAACAGGAAAAUCUACCAGCAAGAACCAGAGGAGCAUGACGGAGAGGGGAAGAGUCUUUCUCACCAUGCCCGCAGCCUCUCUGCCACCAGCAUGCGCUGUGCACAAACUGCUCAGAAGGAGUCCAUGAAACCAGCUACGUGGAGUGAAAUGCAGGGUUAUCGCCGCAGCAUGGCCUACAUUGACCUGCAGCCGGAAUUUUUUGUCGAACCGCCAUCAGCACUAAAGCCUGGAAGACCUGUCCGCAGCGGCAGCUCGGAGACGCCAAGCAGACAGAAAAGCCCUGAUUCUGAAAUCCUCCCAAGGACUCCUGUAGACAAAGCACCUCCUACAAGGAGUGAAAGGUUGGUCAUGCAACGCAUCAAAAACCGAGGGCCGCACCACCCACCUACCACAGAGAACAUCCUGCUCACCAUCAAUGCAAUACACCUCUCUCAAAAAGCUGAGGAACUGAGUGCCAACAUGGAAAUCAAUACCCAGGUCCGCGACGCGUGGGGGCCAACACCAAUGCUUGACUCGGUGACCUCGACUCCCCAAAAAGUGACCAGCGCCAGUACCAGUGCCAAGUUUCCAGGCUUCUGCUGGGAGGUCACAAAAUCCCAAAGCCAGCUGGUGACCAGGGAUGUAGAAGUGAAUCUUAAGAAAUCACCCCUCAGCCAACAAGUCAAACUGAAUGCCCCCAAAAGUGCUACGACGCAAUUCAAGACAAGUCCGGGCACCGGAGAUCUCGGUGACAGUUCACUUAGAAAGGAAAGACCUUGGACAGCAUCCGCCAUUGGGGUACAGAAGGUGGGCAACUUCAGCACCACCGCACAACACACCGCCACUCUAAUCCCACAAGUGAUGACCAUGACAACUGGCAGCGUCAGGAGGCAAGCCAAGGUCAAACCUGAAUCGGCCAGCGGAGAACGCAGCAAGCAGCUGGACCCUUACAGGGUGGCCAGUGGGUUUCAGCUGUGCACUUUCCGGCAGAACAAAGAGCACAAACAGAAUCAGUUGAGACAGUACGAAGAUGCCCAGAAGAAGGCCAGGGAGGACAAGACCAGGGAAUCACGAAAAAUUUGGCUGACAAAGCUGAGAGGGCUGCCCAGGGAUGACUUCACCCGGGAAGGCAAAGUGGCGGCACCAGAAUUAGGCCAUGGAGUUUACCUCUGAUGUCCACAUGGAGAAUGAAGAACGGGGCACUUGACAAAGAUCAGGGUGCCUGGAGCACUUUGGGGGUGUCACCUUGACCUUGACGAUGGGAUGUGGGGACAACUUAGCUAAAUAAAUGAGGUUGAUAGAC